Messenger RNA from Humulus lupulus (European hop), 1116 nucleotides. RefSeq names its product protein MIZU-KUSSEI 1. NCBI's taxonomy places the organism in Eukaryota, Viridiplantae, Streptophyta, Magnoliopsida, Rosales, Cannabaceae. Gene Ontology annotation, biological process: hydrotropism. The record is from RefSeq and is a predicted model, not a curated record. The coding region runs from base 153 to 935 and encodes 260 amino acids. The transcript has a single exon.
UAUAAAUAUAUCGAAAAAAGUUGAUCCGAGAACCAAUCUCAAACCGCGAACUCAUACCUAACUUAACGACCAAAAAAAUCUCCUCACUCACUCUCCUUUCUCCUCUUUCUAUCUCUGUCUCCCUCAUAAUCUAUCGUAUAAGGCCUCCAUUAAUGGCGUAUGACCAAAACUCCACCGAUUCAUCGCCGUCGAGAUCAACACCACCAUCACCACCACCAUUCACAGUUCCUCCUCCGGCGCCGGCGCUGCCCCGGCUGCCGGUGUCCCUAAUCCAACCAUCUCAAAAAAAGCGAUCCCACAACAAAACUAAGGUCCUUCGAGUUUUCCGCUCGGUGUUUCGGUCAUUCCCAAUCAUAUCACCCACCGCAUGUAAGAUGCCAGCGCUCCCCAACGGCCUAAUGGACGGCCACCACCACCACCACCACCACCGGUCGUCGUCGAGCGGGCACCGCGUGACAGGUACGCUGUUCGGAUACCGAAAGGGCCGAGUAAGCUUCUCCAUGCAGGAGAGCCCGCGUUGCCUGCCGACCCUGGUGGUCGAGCUGGCCAUGCAGACCAACGUGCUCCAGAGGGAGAUGGGUUCCGGGAUGGUACGGAUCGCGCUGGAGUGCGAGAAACGACAGGAAAAGGACAAAACGCGGCUUGUGGACGAGCCCCUUUGGACAAUGUACUGCAAUGGGAAGAAGAGUGGUUAUGGGGUGAAGAGGGAGGCCACCGACGAAGAUUUGAACGUUAUGGAGAUUCUCAAGGCGGUUUCUAUGGGGGCCGGUGUUCUUCCUGGGAAUUCUGAGGUCGAAGGCCCAGAUGGCGAGUUGGCUUAUAUGAGGGCCCAUUUUGAUCGGAUUAUUGGGUCCAAGGAUUCUGAGACGUUGUACAUGUUGAGCCCAGAUGGAAAUACUGGGCCUGAGCUCAGUAUUUUCUUCGUACGGAUUUGAGGGGUUUGUUGUGCUGGUUUUGCGUCGAAUUAAAUUUGACGUUUUGUUUGUGAUGAUUGUGUAGAAAAAUAGGUUUUUGUUAUUGGUUGAAAAUUAAUUAGAUUGGUUGAUUUUAUUGCAAUAUCUUCGUUAAUGACCGUUAAACUGGUUACGUAGGUGCAUUUGUUGUUCUUCGAAAAUA